Messenger RNA from Acaromyces ingoldii, 435 nucleotides. RefSeq lists its product as hypothetical. Lineage: Eukaryota; Fungi; Basidiomycota; Exobasidiomycetes; Exobasidiales; Cryptobasidiaceae. The transcript has 3 exons. Bases 60 to 317 code for a protein of 85 amino acids. The record is from RefSeq and is a predicted model, not a curated record.
CACCUCGGUCAUCAGCGCGUCGAGAAAAGAACAACAGAGAGCCAGUCCAAGGCACGACAAUGGCCAGCGGCGACAGCGUCAAGCGACUCGAUGAUCUCGUCCUGGCCACCGUCCCUGCCGCACGUCCGAGAAGGGGCGAGACAGACCGGACAAAGGUGGCCGACCGCAGGGCACUUCGCGAGGAUCUCGUCGAGUUGGCCAAUGAGAUCCGGCAGAGUCGCUUCGAGCAGAAGAGACUCGAUGAAGCCCAAGUCGUGACCCAGCUUAAAAGAAAGUGUGAGUGGAGACACAGACGCUUCAUUCCACCCAGCCCCUAAUUGUCCCACUCUGUCAAAGUGACUCGAUACGCCGUCGAUGGAGGCCACGGCACAUCGGUGCGUCUCGACGGCCUCAUCUCCAAGCUCAGGGCGAGGCCCGACCAAGCGCAACAACUCA